UUCCGGCGAGGGACGCUCCCGCACCUCCUGCACCUCCAGCUCGUCGCAGGAGGAGGGCCCCAGGCUCCUUUCUCCACCUCCUCUCACUGCUCCCUGCGAGCCAGGGGAAGGCUGCGGAGAGCCCCUACCACCGCUGGCCUUCUUUUUAUGUUGUCUGCAGGGGGAAAGAGGGCGACGGACAACUCGGUGCUGGGGAACUGACCUCUGGCUCGGCGGGCCUCUGGGGAGGGAGAGCAGAGGAGUGGCUGGGGCUGGGGGACUCCAUGCGGGGGCCAUGGACAGAGCGGCGCUCCUGGGACUGUCGCGCCUGUGCGCGCUGUGGGUAGCCCUGCUCGCGCUGUUCCCCUGCGGAGCCCAAGGAAAUUGGAUGUGGUUGGGCAUCGCCUCCUUUGGGGUUCCGGAGAAGCUGGGCUGCGCCAACUUGCCGCUGAACAGCCGCCAGAAGGAGCUGUGCAAGAAGAAACCGUACCUGCUGCCGAGCAUCGGAGAGGGCGCGCGGCUGGGCAUUCAGGAGUGCAGGAGCCAGUUCAGACACGAGAGGUGGAACUGCCUGGUCACCGCCGCCGCCCCGCCGGGCACCAGCCCUCUUUUUGGCUACGAGCUGAGCAGCGGCACCAAGGAAACAGCAUUUAUUUAUGCUGUGAUGGCAGCAGGCCUGGUGCAUUCUGUGACCAGGUCUUGCAGUGCAGGCAACAUGACCGAGUGCUCCUGUGACACCACCUUACAGAACGGCGGUUCAGCAAGCGAAGGCUGGCACUGGGGGGGCUGCUCCGAUGAUGUCCAGUAUGGCAUGUGGUUCAGCAGAAAGUUCCUAGAUUUCCCCAUCAGAAACACUACAGGAAAAGAAAGCAAAGUACUUUUAGCAAUGAACCUGCACAACAACGAAGCUGGAAGGCAGGCUGUCGCCAAGUUGAUGUCCGUGGAUUGCCGAUGUCACGGAGUUUCCGGCUCCUGCGCUGUGAAAACGUGCUGGAAAACUAUGUCUUCUUUUGAAAAGAUUGGCCACCUGUUGAAGGAUAAGUACGAAAACAGUGUCCAAAUCUCGGACAAAAUAAAGAGGAAAAUGCGCAGAAGAGACAAAGAUCAGAGGAAAAUACCCAUUCGCAAGGAUGAUCUCCUCUACGUUAAUAAGUCUCCCAAUUACUGUGUCGAGGAUAAGAAACUAGGGAUCCCCGGGACCCAAGGCAGAGAAUGCAACCGCACGUCGGAGGGCGCGGACGGCUGCAACCUCCUCUGCUGUGGCCGAGGCUACAACACCCACGUGGUCAGGCACGUGGAGAGGUGCGAGUGCAAGUUUAUUUGGUGCUGCUACGUCCGCUGCAGGAGGUGUGAAAGCAUGACUGACGUCCACACUUGCAAGUAGCCCCUCCGGCCAGCCUCUCACCGUGCAGGCCUGGUGAAGCUGACCCCUGCCUCCUCUAAGUCCCAGACCCUGGCGCUUGGCGCUGAGCUCCCUUUACCCAACGGAUAGCCGAUCACACACAGAGCGUGUGGAUUUGCGGGGAGGAAGGAGCAGAGUUGACAAAGAUUAGGUUCAUUUUUUGCUGGUUUAGAAAUAUAUAUUGACACAUCAGGAAGAUAAUCUGACUCCUGAACAGGAAAGAACAGGAAGGAGCCUUCAUGCGGGAAGACAUGGUCCAUAUUCAGGGUAAGAUCCUGGAUUGUGGAACUCAGCAGUAGUGGGGGAAUAUGAGGCAUUUUUGAAAGACACUUCUUCUAGCAGCAAGGAACAGUAAACAGGAUCUCCUUUAUCCUCUCACCAUUUUAGAUGAAGAAAUCAUACAGUUCGCGCAAAGAAACAGAUGCUGGAAAGUUAACAGAAGUACUGGGUGCUUAGUUUCCCUUUCAUGCAUUUCAAAAGAAGGGCAAUCAAAACGAAUUUCCCUUAGUGAUACUGUGUGCCUAGAAAGUGUUUGCUAGAGAUGUUUAGUGACAAAAGGGAAGAAUGUAAACGUAAAAAGUAAAAUGUAUGGUUUGGAUUUUAAGUGCCUUUUAACUAGGAGAAUUUAUCUAGAAAAAUUUCAGUCAGAUAUACAGCACUUUUCCUAUCCUUGGCUUCAUUUUUUAAAAAUUUAAAUUCAAGUGAGUUAACAUGUAGUGUUGUUGGUUUGUUCUUUAAUGAUAGACCUGUUGCUACUCUUAAAACCCCAACUCAGAAAUAAUGGGGAAGAGAGGGAUCUUAAGAGCAGGCGGGAAAAUUAAAGGUAAAAACACAAAGGGCUCUCAUACAUUGUAAGGGGAAGCACCUUUAAAUGUGUAAAAACAGUAUUUUGUAUAGUAUUUUGCUAAAAAAAAGUUAUAUAUUUUGUAAAUACAGUAUUUAAGUUAUAUGAUAUAUAUUGACACUUAAGACACUUAUUGCCAAAGCCCAAGAGCAAGGGCAAUAAAAUUAUCUCAGAAAUAAGAUUAGCUUCUGUUUCUUUCCAUACCUUUUUUAAACGUUGAAAAGAAGUUAAUUGAGUAGUUAGUUAUAUGGAUGUGUUUUUCUUGUCAAAAUGACAAUUUUAGAUGUUAUAGGUUAAAAUAUGCUGCAAAAUACUGAGAAUUGUGUUAUUUCAGCAGAUUAGUUAAGUUCUGCUUUUAAUUAGUUAUGUUUAAUUUGUAAGGUUAUUAUAAUAAAUUAUGCAGUAAAAGUGUUAACUGGUAAGAGAAUCUAAAUCAAAAUAAUGAUCAAUUUGUGGAUUUGAUAUCCUGGAUAUUUAUUAUAUUGUAUGUAAUGCUGCAUUUCCAUGUGAAUGUUGAAUGGUAUCUCUAAGUUUAGGAUCCACGCAUGUAUAUUCAUCAUAUUUUACAAGGUUCCUGGUAGAUAUUACAGGGCUAUAUUUAAGGUUGUGUUUAAAUGUAGAUGCUUAUGUUUUUUAUGAAUUGUUAAACAUUUCAGUAUUAUUUAGGGAAAAUUUCUAA
Molecule: messenger RNA, 2904 nt
Organism: Mustela lutreola (European mink)
Lineage: Eukaryota; Metazoa; Chordata; Mammalia; Carnivora; Mustelidae
Gene: WNT16
Product: Wnt family member 16
Exons: 4
Coding region: 275-1363 (362 amino acids)
Biological process (GO): cell fate commitment; neuron differentiation; canonical Wnt signaling pathway
Cellular component (GO): extracellular region
Molecular function (GO): frizzled binding; cytokine activity
Source: RefSeq, a predicted model, not a curated record